AAACAACCGAAGAAGAAAACGGACCAAUAGCAGAGCUGACGUUUGUGUUUUGAAUGAAACGCGGUUGGGUUAAUGGCAGCUCAGCGCUAAGUUUGUUUAUUCUGAUCUCGUCAUUUUUUUCAGCGUUGAUUAAAGUUGGCUGGUAAAAGUUUCAAGUAUUAUAAGCAGUUCUUCAGCACUCGGAACUAAUGUCCUCCAGGAAGUCAAGUUCCAUCGGGGAAGGCUUGCCCCCAAGCAGAUGUGGAGACCGUACCCCUCUGAGAAGUCUGGAGAAUGAAAUGCUGCAUCUGUCAACUUCAUCAUCGCGGUUGAAAUCAAAAUCACUGCUCAGUGCAGAGAUUGUGAAAACGACAAAGGGUGAUGUUCUUCUCCGUGAAGGAGAGACCCACUUGCAGUCUCCUCCAUCCACCAAAGUGAUACAAGCUAGUACUUCCAAUAUUGAUAUUACAGCUCUCGAGACAGCUUGUGGCAUUGGAGAUGUAACAUUUAAAUCCUUUGUCUGUCCUGGUGGGGAGGUUGAGAUUACAGACUGCUCAGUGUGUGCAGAAGAGAGUAUUAUUUUGCCCAAGGAUCAGAUUAUGAAAAACACUUGUCAAACAGAAGAUACCGUCAUCUCUGACAGUAUGAUAGUUCUGUCAUGCAGUGACCACAUAGAACACCCUUAUCACAAUCCUGAGAUGAAAGAUGCUUCCCUUGUUGACAUCGAUUCUGCAUGUGUGUGUGAAGUUUCAAAUGCUGCACUAGCCUCUGGAGAUUUGGAUGAUGAAAGUGUCACACAAGAUUCCAUAGCUUUUCAGCAUGACUUCGGUGAAAAGAAAGAUGUCACUUGGAAAUCCUUUGUCUGUGAUGGCGGUGAGGUGGAAGUUUCUGAUGUCACCAGACUACAAGAUGAGACCAUUCCUCUGCCCAAGGCACAGCUUGGUCAACCCUUACAAGACUACAGCGUGAAUUCGACACGUGUCUCUGAAUCUGACCAAUUAUGUCAAGCGGAACAUGCAGAUCAUCCCUACUGCAGCGGUGGAAAUGGUGUUUGUGUCAUCACCACCUUCUCUGAAGGCGCAAAUGGUCCUGAACAGCCUGCAACUGGACCAAGUGAUGUAACUUUCAAAUCAUUUAACUGCACUGGAGGUGAGGUUCAAAUUUCAGAUGACACCAAACUUGCAGACCAGACUGUUCCCCUGCCAGCUGACCAAACUGCAGCCUGCAAUGAGUCAUAUCAGUCAAAUCCAACCAUCUUAGCUGGUGACCAAGAUCUACAAAACAGUGAUCAUCAUUUGGAUCACCCAUACUGUAAUAUUGGAAGUCAUCCAUCAGCCCAAAGUGGUUCCACUGAUGAGCCUCAGCUGUGCAGCCUUGACACUGUAGAUGAGGUUAGACAGGCUAGCUUGGUGGUACCUGAUACCCAGACUGACAGACAAGAGGGUAUUGCAUUCGGCUCUCUCAUCAGUGCCAGAAGAGAGGCUGAAGAAUCUGAUAGCACUCGAAUGUCUCCCAAGACUUCCCCUCUGAAUGACAACAAGGCUGUGAAGUGCCAGCCCCUGGAUGAGAAUAGUGUACCUUCGUCUGUUACACAAGAUCACAUUCUAGAUAACUACGAAGAGCCUGACAGUCGUGUAGAAAACAAUAAAUUUGUGGUAGACACUGACCCACCGGCCAUCAGUACAUCAUCAUUGACUAACAUGUCUUUAAAGGGAUUGGAUGAUAAAUCUGUUAACCCUCAAAUGCAAGAAUCAUCAAGAAAGGACCCAGUACAUCCUGAGGACAGUGCAUUACCUUCAGCGCUUCACAGAACUGAAUCUUCUGACUGUGUUCAUGUUGCUGCCUCAGCAGAGACUCCUACACCUGUCGAAGUGCAUUUGGAACGUGUCUCUCAAGUGCACCUCAGCAGUGGACCCCAUGAAUCCAGUGAGACAAAAGACAGCGCUCUUGGUUCGUCUGGCAAUGGACCUGUUCUUUGUAACUCUGCAGAAAAAACUCAUGCAGGAAUUCUCCCUGAUGUUUUGAAAGUGCUGUCAAAGCACUCAGUCACAUCCGCUUUGAAGUUUGGACACCUCAGCCCUGUUGUUAGGAGAGCCUCUUUACUUGCGUUAAAGGUUAAUAAGGAUCCUGCUCUAGACCAGUUUUUGGCAGAUGAUUCUGCUCUUGAUGAUGAAAAGAGUUUGUUAGCUCCUGUUAAUGUCAACCCUGCUGAGCUAUGGGCAGAGCUCUUGGAGAGCCCCAUGCCACGUCCUCUGUUUAACUCUACAGCACUUGGUUGCAAAGCCCAGCCAGGCCCAGCCACUGAGCGGGUUGAAGGUGUGGAUGUGCAGCCUUGUGCAGCCCCUCAGCCUGAAGUGGAGAAGCCAGGUGUGGAUAUUCCGUUGAUUCCCGAUGGUCCUCUUCAGCAGCAGCUUCGGCAGAUGGCAGAGUUCCUGUUCUUGGCGUCAGGAAAGAUGGGUCCUGCUGCUGUCUCUGCUCCUGUUCCUCCUCCCCCGACUGUCAUCACACUCCCAUCACCAGCAGCUACUCCUACAGAAUCCCACAGUGUCUGUAUAGGCACCACUCCUAUAAAAUGGGUAGACCACAGCGUCAAUACGUCUGGGCAAUUUGAAAGAAAAAGACAAUUCUCUGUGUCUGAUUCCUGCACUCUGACCGACCCGCUCCUGUGGAAUGUACCUCCAGGCAGCCUUGAGUGCCUUCCCAAACAAGAGCUGGAGCAGAGGUUGAGGUCUAGCAUGAUCAUGGUGGAGGCUCUCGUACAGCAGUUGGCUGCAGCCAGGACACAUGGAUGCCCUGCUGGCCCUGCACCUUCAGACCUCAGGGAGAAACUAGUGCAGACAGAUCACACUGAACUCAGUCAGGCCACAAUGCACAGAGACUUAUAUUUGGAGGCCCUGAGCAGGAUUGGUGAGUUGGAGCUGGAGGGAAGUUCUCUGCAGAACCUCACCCAGUGUAUGCAGGACAUGAGGGUCACCAUGACUUCUCUGAGUUGUGACACGGACGCUGCUCUCUCUGACAUGAAGCAGAUGGGAAACAUUGUCAGAGAAGACCAUCAAAGCCUUGCUUCACAUUAUGGUCUGAUGAAGUCUCUGUUUAAGAAAACAAAGGAGUCACAGACGCUGAUGAUGCAGAAGGUCAAAGAUGCCCUUCAUCAAAGAGAUGACAUGACGGUACAGAUGCAGGAGGCCUUCGCAGCCAGGGAGGCGGCCUUCAGUGCGAUGGAACAGCUGAGGACACACUGUGCCACAGAAAUCUCAGAGCUGGAGAGGGUUGUGGGGUCUCAGCAAGAACUGUCAUCUGCCCUAGACCAGACUCACCCACAACUGCUCACAUUAAACCAGGCCUGUACUGAAACACUGAAUUCUGCUUCUGAUGUUUUGUCCACAACGAUAAAGGAACAAUCCAGUUUGAUGAAAGAACUCUGCACAGUCAGGGGCCUUCUGCAGAAAACUGUUCCCAUACUUCUCAAGCUGAAUGAGAAGGCAGCUGCUGCUCUGAGAGAAAGGGACGAGCAUAUCUCUGCAAGAGACCAAGCCAUCAAACAGAGAGAGCAGAUUGAAGAAGAAUGGAACCAAACUAAUGUGAAUCUCCAAACUGCCAGAGAACAGAUUGGUGAUUUAAAUCUGCAGGUGACAAUUCUGACCUCAGAGAUGGGUGUGCUGCGUCAGAAGCUUACAGAAAGAGAGGAAGAGAGGGGUCAGCUGGAGAGGAAGGUGACGGAGCUGUCUGCCACUGUUUCCUCCACUUUGGCCUCUUACGCCUUUCUGGAGCAGGCCCUUGCUGCUGAGACUUCAAAACUGCAGCAGUCAUGGAAGGACAUCCAGCUAACUAAGGACAGAGCUAACGAGUUGGAGACGUCGCUGGGUCAGUCUGAGCAACGUGUGUGUGAGUUAAGUCAGGCUCUGGCUCAAAGUGAGGAGCAGCUCAGUCAGCUGCAGACCCUCUCGCAAUCCCAGAACAUGGAGAUCCAGCAGCUCCAGGAAGUUUGCACACAGCUCAGUGGUGUUCGGGAGAUGAACGAGUUCUUACAGAUGGAGAACGACUUGGCGAGGGAGCAGAUGGCUGAAAGUGAGCGUAUGUUGAGGGCCAAUCUGCAGGGACUCCGGGAGAGGAACAUCCAGUGUGAGGACCUAAAAGGAGAACUUAGUCAACUUCAGCUUGAGAACAGGAGUUUGCAGGAGGAGCUGGAAACCACAAGGUCCAGAUCCAGUGCAACCGAGCUGGAGCUCGGAGAGAAGCUGGCACAGGCAGCCACUGAAAUUACUUUGCUUCAUCACACACUGCGAGGACUCACCAAUGAGCUGCAUGCAGCUCUAGACGACCAGGCACUGAAGGAUAAAGAGUCUCAGGCAAUGCACAGCGUGGAGCGUCGUCACCCCUCCAGCUCCUUUGUCGACAGCAUCAUGGUUGCAUUAACUGCUGAGAAGGAGGAAGAUGUCACCACAGAGACUUUCACUGGAGAAGUCCCUUCAGAUGUGCCUGAGCCACAGUGCGAAACUUUGUUCAGUGAGACGAGUGCCUUCACCCGCAUUGCAGCCGUCACCCCUAAAAAGAAUCUGAAUGCAGUAGAGUGUGAGGUGGAGGAGGAGCAGAGCAGCCUGGCAAAGCUGUUCACUGGCCUGGACAGCACCGUCACAGAGCUCAUCAGUACACUGAAGCUGGUGCGACAGCGUAAAGAUGCUCAGCUGGAGGAGCUGCAGAACAUCGUCUGUGGCCUGCAGGUGGAGCAGCAGGCUGCAAACAACAGACACCAGGCUGAGGUGUUUGAGCUUAAGCAUCAGCUUAGCCGUUUGAACAGCCUGGCUGAGAGGGGAAAUCAGGCACUGCAGCAGAAAGCUCAGGAUGAGAAAACUUUAACAAAGUUGAUGUCGGAGAUACAAGAGACUCAAGAAAUUCUCAAUAAACACAAGGCUGAGAGUAACGAAUUGCGGAAAGAGGUGGUUGAGCUUCGCCGUUCUCUCCAGCAGUCACAGGUGGAGUCUCAGUUCCUCCGGGCGGAGAUGAGAAAAGCUGGUGGCCAAUCAGCUCUUCCAGCACAUUCCAUGGAAGAGAAGAUCCAGUUAUUGAAAGAGGUGGAGAGACUGAAGUCAAGUCUUCAGGAGGUGGAGCAGGCCAGAGUUAAACUCCUUGACAGAGCAAAAAGACACCAAAUCAUCCACCAGACCAACCAGCAGAAAAGUGAGAAUGAGCUUCAAUUGUUAAACGGCAUGAUCAAUAAAGUCAGAGAGACCCUGCUGUCUCUGCCAGAUGUGGUGAAGAACUGUGACCAGCUCCAACAACUCAUUGAAUACAUUGGCUGACAUGUUUGUUCAUUUGUUUUUGUCACCUCCUUUUACUGUAUUUAUGUCAGUGUUAUGUUUUAGCUUGCCCUGUUUGUAAAUGUUCAUAUUUUUAGUAUGAUUUAAAUAAAACAAGUUGUCUUUGUUCC
Messenger RNA from Scatophagus argus, 5407 nucleotides. RefSeq names its product sperm associated antigen 5 (gene spag5). The transcript is spliced from 25 exons. The record is from RefSeq and is a predicted model, not a curated record. Lineage: Eukaryota; Metazoa; Chordata; Actinopteri; Scatophagidae. The coding region runs from base 189 to 5279 and encodes 1696 amino acids. Gene Ontology annotation, biological process: regulation of attachment of spindle microtubules to kinetochore; cell division.